Hemiscyllium ocellatum (epaulette shark) is the source of this 4848-nucleotide messenger RNA. It is a transcript of the gene ap5b1, whose product is annotated as adaptor related protein complex 5 subunit beta 1. Bases 367 to 3147 code for a protein of 926 amino acids. The transcript is spliced from 2 exons. Gene Ontology annotation, cellular component: lysosomal membrane; AP-type membrane coat adaptor complex. Lineage: Eukaryota; Metazoa; Chordata; Chondrichthyes; Orectolobiformes; Hemiscylliidae. Gene Ontology annotation, biological process: endosomal transport. The record is from RefSeq and is a predicted model, not a curated record.
UUUUCAGCUUUGAUCUCCAGCAUCUGCAGUCCUCACUUUCUCCUCGAAGACACUUACUAACUGCCUUUGCUGAGCUGCUGCUCAUUUCAAUGCCCCUGAAAGAUCAGAGCCCAGAGUGAUGAUGGUUAGCUUUGCAGCCCUGCUUCAGUUGAAACUGAGUACUUGGUGGGAGGGAAGAAGGAGCACAAAAGUAGUUCUGAAGCCGUUCUGAAGAAAGGUGACUGGACCCGAAACAUUAACAUUGCUUUCUGGCCCCAGAUGCUGCUAGAGCUGCUGAGUUUUUUUUUCCAGCAAUUUCGGUUUGUGUUUGUGGCACAAGUACACACUCAACUUGCAAUGUAUUCUAUUUUGCAGUAAUCCAGUGCCAUGGCAGGAUCAAAUUCUGAAUGGUCCCAGAAAGUAGCAGCGUUCUAUGCCAGUCCGUCACAUUUUCUUGCCAGUACAACAACUGAGAACUUUGUUUACGAUCUCCUGAGGGUCCUGGCAGAUGAGAAGAUCAGUGAAAACGUAAAGAUCCAGAUUCUCGGGAUAAUUCAGGAAUUCCCAGGAUUGCUGUUCACCAACUCUCUGGUGGCUGAGCAGGCAGCAGAGUCAAUCUUCAGCAUCUACUCACAGCUGCCCCUUGUACCCAAGUCCGUCAAUCUGAAAUGCCACUUGCUGCUUUCAGUCACCACUAUAGUCAUUGCCACUGAUCACCUGACCAGCAAUGCGAAAAUAUUGAACAAUCUGAUGAGCCAACUGCUUGAUACAGUGUGUGACACUAAUGAUCGCAAAUACGGGGGACAUUUCAGGCCCCUCAGGGCCCUAGCGUGCGACUGCCUUCGAGAAUUUGAAACAUGUCACCCAGGGCUCCUGUCAAGAAAACUGGAACUUCUGCAUAGCCUCCAGCAAAAGGAAGUCAGUCCGCUGCACCAGGCCUACACGCUGCUGUAUAUCCAAGUGUUGAAAAAUGCAGUCCGCACACUCUCGCGGUCGCGUAAUGUGUCAGAUGGAGCCAUCCGAGAACUGUUGACAAGGAACGAGGAAAUCAAAUGGAAGGUGAUGGAAAAGCCACAGGAUUUAUUAGCCAUCGCCACAACCACCAAUCUGACUCCAUUACCAUCGACCAUUGAGACGAAGGAGUUGAAGUCUUCAGUGACUCUGCUGUUGGAGGAGUCCUUCCUUCUAACUCCAGUAUCCCAAGCUGCUGUGUUUCACGAAUUGAUCCAGGUGGUCCUUAUGGUGCGCUCGCUUUCUCCAGCCAUUUUCCGAUCCCAGUUACUGCGUUUGUUUGGGACAAUGGAUAUCUCCUUGAUGCACAGCAUGCUGCACAUGAAGGCAAGCUUCACUGAUAGUCUCUUCAGUGCCGAGGAUGAGAACUUCCUGUUGAAGCGUCUGGUCUGUAUGGCCCAGCAUCCACUGCUCAGCAAUCCUGUCAAGCUCUUCUACAUGGACUGCUUGCUUCACUUUCCUGAAAACCGCCCCAUUAACUCUAACCUGGAAGAGAAUCUUCCAGUUUUGUUCACGCCAAAGAUGGCGGCUUGCCUUUUCCCCACACUUUUUAACGACAGCAGCACUAUGAUGUCUCGUCUCAACCUGGUGAGUCUUAUGUGCCUUGACAGUGCUGAGGAGGAAAGAGGACUUGCUGAGAUCUUUGAUUACCUUGUGUCCUUAUACAAACUGGUGGAUGCCAAUGGGAGCCGAGGACAUACUGUGACAUUUUUCCAAGCCGUGUACAUAUUUGUGAGUUGCUUCCAUGCCAGUGAAAUGUAUAUGUCAGAGUUGACUCAAUAUAUGGUUAAGUUGUACCAGAGGCAUUGCACCUUAGCUCCACACAUGAUUAAUCUCAUAGACAGCAUUCAGCAUCUCUUGGAGGAUUCCAAAUGGCCUGUUUCACUGGGGGAGGCUUUGCGCAAGCUGAUUGUGGAACUCCCGCCAAAGCAACUGUCUCCUCAUAAACUCAUAUGGCACCUCAAGGUCCUAGCAAGAGUGGCCAAGGAACCCACCAUAUUGCAGAAGACAACAGUUCAGUUUUUACUGAAUGUUGUUCAAGCUUCCGACCUGUGCAGGCAGGGUGAGUGGAGAAUGGGUAACUCAGUGCUGUCAGUGUGCAAAAGCAUUCUGCAUCACCAGAACGUGGAACCCAUCUUCAGUGACCUUGCAGACCUCCUGCAGCACGUUCAUGCCCAGUUCCAGGACAUUGACAUUCAGGACCAUGCCCAUUUCUAUUAUGCCUUACUCACCUGCCUCUCCCACGAGAAGCUCGCAGGAAUCGUGGCACCGGGGACAGGGAACUGUAUUCGGGCAAAGGCGCGAUCGCUCUCAUCCCUAAUGUCAGAGAGUGCAGGUCACUCCAUCUCUGUUCUUCCAAUAAAACACCCAGUACUGAAACUCAUUCCAGUCCCAGAAGAAGGUUCUUCCAACCGUGGUCCUGCUGGAGACAUGACCGUGAAGGACUUUGAAGAAGAUUCCUUGCAGAAAUACUUAAACCAAUUCCAAAAUGUCGGAUUUGCUUCUACCAUUGUGAUGAAAUUCCAUUUGACUUUUGCCGAGAAAGUCGAUCCCGAGUAUCACAAAAUCUACACUGUGCAUCUCUGUUUUGACCUGAGGAGUACCCACUACGAGCCACUGAGUGAUCUCCAUGUACCCUGUCUCUUCCUGAGCAGAACCCCUCACGUUUUCUCCUUGGCUUUCAAGCCACAUCUACCUUUUCCCGUCAUGUUACACACGAGGGCAGUCUUUACCAAGGAGGACGGCAGUACGUGUUGUAGCCAGCUUGAACCUGUUGACAUCGGUUUCGCCCGCUUGUUCCUGGCCCUUCCCGUUCCGACAAAUUGGCCGCUGGAAAUGAAGGCUCGACUUUUUAACCAGUUCUGGGAAUCCUUGCUCCAGACUGGAUCCAGCCAGUCCGUUCUCAGUCGCUUCUGCUUUACAACAGUUCAGAGACCUCUGAGUGAACUCGUAAACCUGCACUUUCAGAAAUAUGUGGUUUCGCAGCAGUCAGACCCAGAGUCCUACAAGGCUUUUCUGUUCCUACCCCCUCGAGUCCACCUUUUGCUCAGUCUGGAGCAGGCACAAGAUAUGGCAAAGGUUGAUAUUGUUACUGAUAACUGGCAACUUUUACCUUUCAUUAAUUCUUACCUGAUUGACAUAACGUCUGAAAAAUAGCUGCUGCAGACUUGUCAUCUGAACACAGUGCAGCCAUUAAACUCUUUAUGUUUGGUACCAUUUUGAAUGUACUUCCUUAUUCAAGCGAUGAGGUUGUCUUCUGAGGAUUACUGCCGAGUGUGUAAUGUAUGCUCUAAGUUGUUGAGAGUGCAGAAGUUUGAGACCAUUGCUAAGGUAAUACCCGUUCUGUUUCAUUUUAAUGCAAGUGAGUCUUAAAGGCCUAGUAUUUACUCGAUGCAAGAAGAUUUGAUGCCCAGAAAAUUCCCAGUUUGAACAUUUCCCAGGCUGGGGUGAAUUAGGUACGAUUAAUUCAGGUCAUUAUAGAACCUAAGUAAGAAAUGCUCAAAGGUUGGAUAACAUCAAACUGUCCAGGUUUCCAGUUGGUGAAGCAGUACUGCCCUUCGACAAUCAAUAGAUCAAUUGGAAAAGAUAGGAUACAUGUUGGAAAUGAUGCCCGUUGUAACUGCAGAGUCUGUUGCUUCCUGUCCAAACUGACACAUGAAAUACAUUGUGUUAGGUAAGGUACAGGAGGGCAGUUAGUGCCACUGUAAGUGGAUUGUAUUUGAUACCUUCAGAAGUGGAGGGAUUGACAGUGAUGAGGAAAAUAAAUUGUUCAGCUGCAUCACAGCUACUGCACAGCAGCAGUGACCCAAGUUCAAGUCCACCCCCAGUGUGGAGUUUGCACAUUUUCCCCAUGUCUGCUUUGGGUUUCCUCUGGGCGCUCCAGUUUCCUCCCACAGAUCAAAGAUGUGCAGUUUAGGUGGAUUGGCCAUUGUUAAAUUGCUCAUAUUGUCCAGUGAUGGACAGGCUAGAUGGAUUGGCCAUGGGAAAUGUGGAGUUAGGUAGGAUGCUUUUCGGAGGGUUGAUGCUGACUCAAUGGGCUGAAUGGCCUGCUUCCACGCUAGGGAUUCUAUGAUCAAUCAAUAUUUGCCAAUGUUUGCUAUUUUCCUUUUCACCUAAUUUGAUGUUUUAAAUAUGGGGAAACAAAUAUUUUUAUAUAAAGCUUGGUACUUCUGUUAUUUGUAGUUUCCUUGUAAUUUUAUUCUAAUUCUGUCACAUUCUGAAGGGAAGCCAUAUGAGAGGAUGGCUAUAAAACAAUAUAUAAAUCCAGAGUUUGGAGCAUACAAAGCCUCUACUUUGAUAAAGCCCCAUUCCUUUUUUCUCCUGUCUGAGAUACUAAACCAGAGAGGUGUCUGGCCUGCUGCGUUAAUGGGGAAGUUGCCUGCUGUGGUAAUGCAUUGGUCACUGCUCAGUCUGAGUGUCUCUGAGCAGCUGUCCGACUCCCCUUCCACACCAAAUCAAUCUGUCUUUGUACUGUUCUCAGGAUAGAGUUGGAAACCAAGGGAGCACGGCUGACUUCAGGGCGAAACGAAUACAGCAUGAAAUUCCAGUUGUGGCCUUACUGAAAUAACGAUUUAGUUUUAUCAGCAUCUACUCGAGCUAAGAUCCUCUAUGUGCUCCCAUCGAUCUGUGUGAAUCAGCAGUGGGGUAAUCAUUGACUACGUUACAUAACUCUUAACUUGUCAAGGCAUUCUCUUGAAAAAUGAACAUAUGAAUGGGCCUAUUUCAACUCAAUAACUGAUAGCCAAUGUGUGUAAAUGUCCUUACUGUCUCCAAAGAGAGGGGCCUCCUUAUUAAUAAAUAUAGUUUCUAGUACAUGGAAACGUGCUACAUCAGUGUGAAACCAAUUGCGAAUUCUCU